AUGCAGGCACGAUCUUCUUGUUCGCUUGUUGGCUCAAUCCAUCAGACUCAUGUUGCUCAUAGGCCUCGAAAUGCAAGGCCUGGCAAAGCUGAGGCCGCUAAGUACUACUUCGAAUUGAAAUUGGGCCCUUUGGGCAUCGUCCGUGACAUUCGUGUCGGACCCACAUGUCAUGAAGCAAUCAAGGCAUGCAUGAGUGAGCCAACAGGAGGCGCGCAUGCGAUCGCAGCUGCGCACUGCGAAGCAUAUGAACAGCAAGUGGGCAAAUAUCAAGGAAACGUUCACCCUUUUGUACUUACUAAUGACGAGCUGCCAAAAGGCUGGCCACCUGAUGGUCGUCCAGCUCAGCUUCUUAAGCUGAUCCCCGGGUCAGCAGCCUACUCGGUUUUCGACUUCACAAAGGCUUUCUGUGAAAUUGCCACUCACUCUGAUGGCAAAAAUCUGGCGUUUAAUACCCGCACUCGCGAACUCGAGUAUACCUGCACGCUGUCUGAAUUUGGUAGUUCCCAGCCGCUGCUUGUAUGGAUGACGUCCUACACUUCGGCGAAAGCGCUCAAGAGCACCUCAGCACCUGCGGAGUGCGCUUCAGCUCUCACGGAAAAGGCACUACAGGUGCCUCUUCAUCGUUGGGAGUAUGUUGACGACUUUGGCAAGACACAGGGUCCAUACGAUGCUCUGCGCAUAGUGAAGUGGAUCCAAAGCGGCUUCUUCGACAAGAGGGGAGGGACCCUCUUCAGAAUGGCGGGAGAGGAGACAUCUAAAACCCUCUUGGAACAGUUGCCCAGUAUCAUGACUGAGGCAUAUGCUGCGAUGGUGUUACGUAUGGAGAAACCCCAGCGGAUGCAAGCACCUCCGGAAGAGACUUUGGAAGUAGUGGAAAUGAUGCCCAUGAACCUCUCUGAUCAAAAUUCAGAUAUACAGUCUGUCCUUAACGUCAAAGCUGCAUCGGAGUCUCGGGACUUGCGACCUCAUGGUGGUGCUGAUGCCUUUCACAAAACGCGAGGAUACGCCUGCGAAUCGCAAUGGGGACUGCUCAGAGGCAGCGCUGAGGAGAGCUCAUGUAGAUCACAAAUCCCAGCAAGCACUGGUUCACAGCACAGGCAGUUAUGUGUUUUCAUGUGCGAGGCUUGGCCGGUGCCCCAAAAGAUGUUCAAGAUUCCCGUACACAGCGCCAUUUUGCGCCUGAGUUCGCCUAUCUGGCUAACUGAGAUAACAGCCCUGGAGGAGAAGCACAAACAGAGAUUACUGUAUUCAGACCACCCAGACCGACAGGAGAUGCUAAAGUACAUCAUUGAAUGCCAAAAUCCAGAGGCCCUUCGCUGCAUCAUUAACUACAUUUACGGGUGGGCCUAA
This is a messenger RNA of Cyclospora cayetanensis, 1350 nucleotides long. RefSeq lists its product as uncharacterized. NCBI's taxonomy places the organism in Eukaryota, Apicomplexa, Conoidasida, Eucoccidiorida, Eimeriidae. The coding region runs from base 1 to 1350 and encodes 449 amino acids. The transcript is spliced from 9 exons. The record is from RefSeq and is a predicted model, not a curated record. Gene Ontology annotation, molecular function: protein binding.